AUUGUGAUACCUCGUAUAAUACAGAUUGCAAUUAGUAGUAAUGUUCGAAUUAAUAUAUUGGUUAUAAAGGUUAAUCAUUUAAAGAUUAAGUACAUUUUGCUCCACAAAAUUGGAAAACACAAUUGUCUUGCCCAAAAUCGAAUUAUUUCAUUGAGCAUGAUCUAACAGUUCUAACAUUCCUUAUAUUUCCAAAUCUGUUCAAGUAUUUAAAAAUUAUGAUGGAAUGAAGAAAUCCAUACACAAACAUGAAACGAAAAUAUUGUUACUUUUGGGCUAUCAUAUAAAAAGAGAUAUGAAGACUAUUAACAAACAUCAAAGUGAUUCAGACUCAAGUAAAACUUGUAAGAAAAAAAUAAAAAAGGAUGUUUUUGUAAAUAAUCAUGGAAGUGAUCAAGCCCUGGAAACUGAAUUGAAACAAAGUGAUAAUAAACGGAAAACUAAACAUCUAACUGAUGUUAACAAUAGUGAUAGUCCCAAGAAAAAACUACAUAAAAUUGAGUUUGAAAGUGAUUUGAAUAAACAAAGUAUAUGUGAAGAAUUGCCUAAAUCAUCUAAAAAAUCUAAGAACAAGAAAAAUCACAGUGAUUUGAAUGAGUCAAUAAAUAGCCAUAUUAUUGAUGGAGUUACGUAUAGUAAAAAAGACAAAUAUACAGAGCUGCUGGAUUUGGAUCUAAGUAAAAAGAAAAAUAAGAAGAAUAAAUCUAUUAAUGAGAAAACCGAAAAAAUAAACGACUAUCAAAAGGAUGAUAAUAAGGGUAAUUCUAUAUCUAGUCUUGAUUUAAGCUACCAAAACGAUUGUGAAAAAUUACAUAAAUCACCUAAAAAAUCUACACAUGGAAAAAAUAAUAGUGAAAUUAAUGACUCAUUAAUUAGCGUUAUAGGUAAUAACAUUUCUUGUAUUAAGAAAGAAGGUGAUACAGAAUCCCCUAAUUUGGGAAAAAAGAAUAAAAAGAAAAAUAGGCUAUCCAUUAAUAAUGAUAAUAGUUCAGAAGAAAUUAAUCAUAACAAGAAGGAUGAAAAUGAUGGCCUAGAAAAAAUCAGAAAAAAAGAAAAUAAUCAGACUAUUAAAACGGAAUUUGAAAAGAGUAAUAAGAGAAAAGUUAAACAGUAUCUAAAUGACAGUGAUGAGAAUAACAGUCCCAAGAAAAAACGAAUUAAAAUAGAAGUUGAAAGUGAUACAGAUUUUUAUAAAAAGAAAGACAGGAAAGGCAAAGAUGUUAGUAUUGAUGUAUCUCAAAUUUCAUCAAUACAUCCUGAUAAUUAUGAUGAUGAAUAUUAUUUGGAUAUAAAAGUCAAACAAGAAAUAACUGACAAGAAUAUAAAAGUAAAAAAGAAAUAUUCUAAAUCUAGUUUUGAUUUGAAUAAUCAAAGCGAAAAUGAAAUAUUGCCUAAAUCAUCUGAAAUAAAUAAGCAGAAAAAAAGUAAUCAUCAUUUAAAUGAAUCAGUAAAUAGGCAUAUAGUUAAUGAAGACAGUGCUUCAGAAACAUCUGAAGCUAAUUUUGGACAAAACAAAAAUGAAAAAUAUGUAAUGUAUAAUCACAAUGAUACUGAUAAUAAAAGUGAAAAAUUAAAGACCCAACAAGAUUAUACAAAAAAUGCAAAUAAAAUAAAAUCAGAAGCAAUUUCUCGUGAUAGCAUUAGUAGUGAGGAUAUUUCUAGUAACGAGGAAAAUACAAAUAAAAAGCAUAUUGAAAGAAAAUCUUUGCAACAAAGUUUAACAUUUGUUAAUGGGAAUAAUUUCGAAGAUGAAAAUGAAUCAAUUCAUGAGGAACAUCGGAAGAAAGAAAAAACAACUUAUUCAACAAUAUUUAAAACAAUUUCCAAAGGGAAUGACAAUUUAAAACCAGUUUUAAAUAAAAAUCAGAAAAAUUCUAUAAUAUCAAAUGAUGAUGAAAUAUGGAUUCUUAAAUGGCCACAGAAAAUUGAUGUUAAGACCUUAACAAAAAAUGAAAUUACAUUAGGUAGUAAAUGUAAAAUCAAAAUUAAUGAUAAUACUUAUUGUGGAAGUAUUGAAAACAACGUAAAUAAAGUCACUGUAAUGUCCCUGCAACAAGACAAUUAUGUAAUAAAUAAUCUUAAUCUUAAUGGUAUUAUAAAUUUUCGGAAAAGAAUUCCAAAGUUGCAUUUGCAGGACGAUGUUUCUCUAACAAAAAAUCAACCAAAUUUUGCCUUUUUACCGGAAGCUAAUUGUCGUCAUCCAUUAUUUGGCUCGGAUUUUAAAAGAGCUCUUAAACAACCGCAUUUUGUUGCAAACCAGUUAAAAGAAAAUGAAACUGAAAUAUUAAUGAUGCAAGAUGAAAACAGAAAAAAACAUAAAAAGCUAAAAAAACAUUUGAAAGAAGAAAAAGACGAAGAAAACAUUACCAUUGAAACUGAAUAUGACGCACAUAAAAAGUCGAGAAAACGCAAGUAUUCAGAUAAUAAGUCAAAACAUUCAACAAAGAAAAUGAAAGUACUUUCAAGCAAUCCUGAAUCUGCUGAAGCAUGGAAAUCAGAAAAAGCAAUUGAGGAAACACUUUUUAAUUUUUAAUAUUUGGUAGUACUUAAAAGUAAUGUAUAUAUGCAUAUAAUUUUAUAUGUCGUAAAAUCAAAACCUUCAGCAAAUAUAAGAGUUCCUUUAUACUUAUUAAUACGGAACCAUACACUUAAAGGCGGUCUUGAAUCUGCUAAAACAUUGAAAUAAGGCAAAGUAAUUGAGAUAAAAGGUUUACUAAUAGUAUUCGUAUUUAAGGUUAAAUAAGUAUAUAGAUAAUGUAAGGUCAAUACUUCGCAAAGGUAACAUCAAAUAUACAAAUCCUAUAUCUGGAAAUGUAAUGAUUAAAUAAUUCAUUUCUAAUGAAUUAAUCAUUAUAAUGUUAAUAUUAUUUAUUUUUUAUCUUUACCUGUAAUAAAUAUUUUAUUUUUUUUAUUGUG
Messenger RNA from Galleria mellonella (greater wax moth), 2913 nucleotides. RefSeq names its product myb-like protein X. Lineage: Eukaryota; Metazoa; Arthropoda; Insecta; Lepidoptera; Pyralidae. Bases 224 to 2530 code for a protein of 768 amino acids. Gene Ontology annotation, biological process: transcription by RNA polymerase I. The record is from RefSeq and is a predicted model, not a curated record. The transcript is spliced from 2 exons.